CUUUUUUCGAACAUGUUAAUGUGGCAAUUUUGGUGUGCUCUAUUGUGCGUUUUGUGGCUAUAUUUCCUGUGGACUCGUCGCAAAUUCUAUCUGUUAACGCUAAAGAUACCUGGCAAGUUGGGCUUGCCAAUAGUUGGCAUGGCCCUCAAUUUAAAUAGGGAAAACGUGCUGCAGAAAAUAUGUUACUACUUGGAUAUACUUGGCCCUGCAGGAUUGACGUGGCUGGGUCCCAUACCAAUUUUUAUUGUGAGUGAUCCGCAAUUGAUUCAGGACAUUUUUACUUCACCUAAUUGUGUUAACAAGGCCAUCACAUAUAAGGCACUCGAUCAAGUCGGUGCUUCAUUGAUGAGCUUAGAAGAUCCCCAAUGGAGCGUGCAUCGGAAAUUGCUAAAUCCAGCCUUUGGGCAUAAGGUACUGCUUAGCUUUGUUCCCGUAUUCAACACUGAGACUGCACACCUUCUAAAAUCUCUCGACGAAUUGGUAGAUAACGGAGAAAUGGACUUAAGGCCCUUGUUGCAAAGUUUCACCCUGAGAAUUGCAAUUCAAACUACCAUGGGCAGUGAUGUAAAGAGUAGUGAGAAUUUUAAGAAUGACAAACUUCUCCAGGAUUACCAAUGUCUUCUGGAAGCCAUUACAGAUAUGUGCAUGUCACCAUGGCUUAUAUAUAAAACGGUCCGGCGACUUCUUGGCAAGGAAAGACAUUACUCCAGUGCCAAAUCGGAGGUUCAGGGAUUCAUCAGAAAGCUUAUUGAAAGUAAUUUGGCAAAGGAUACUCCUCCUCUGCCCCAGGAUAAAAACAUAUUUAUAAAUCUAGCAAUUGAUUUGUGGAAACGUGGCAUCUUUAGCUUGAAGAAUGUGGAAAAUGAAUCGAAUUCCAUUGUUUUUGGAGCCUUUGAAACUACGUCUAAUACAAUAGCCUAUGCAUUAAUGUUACUCUCCAUGUUUCCUGAGUACCAGGAGAAGGCUUUUGAAGAGAUUUUAACAUUGUUUCCUCAUACUGGAGAUUUUGAAGUUACCUACGCUGACACCCAACAAAUGGUUUAUCUAGAUCUAAUUCUAAGUGAAUCAAUGCGAGUUAUAGCCCCUGUUCCACUUUUGGCGCGACAAACGUCCGAGGAUGUAAUGCUUUCGAAUGGAGUUGUUCUUCCCAAGGGCCUUCAAAUUUUAAUCAAUAUAUUUCACUUGCAUCGCAAUAAGGAAAUUUGGGGAAACGAUGCGGACACCUUCAAUCCGGAUCACUUUCUGCCUCAUAACAUGCAGGAUAAACAUCCCUACGCUUAUAUACCCUUCACAAAGGGCAUACGCAAUUGUAUAGGUUGGAGAUAUGGUUUAAUAUCCGCCAAAGUGACUAUAGCGAAGUUACUUAGAAAUUAUAAAUUCACAACCAGCUUUAAAUUUGAAGAUCUUGUCUUUGUCGAGGAUAUUACCAUGAAACUUAAAACAGUGCCAUUAAUAAAACUACAACGAAGGAAUGAAUAGUCUUGAGCAAAGCUUAAUUUACAUCU
This is a messenger RNA of Drosophila innubila, 1505 nucleotides long. RefSeq names its product probable cytochrome P450 313a4. The record is from RefSeq and is a predicted model, not a curated record. Bases 13 to 1479 code for a protein of 488 amino acids. Lineage: Eukaryota; Metazoa; Arthropoda; Insecta; Diptera; Drosophilidae. The transcript is spliced from 7 exons. Gene Ontology annotation, molecular function: monooxygenase activity; iron ion binding; oxidoreductase activity, acting on paired donors, with incorporation or reduction of molecular oxygen.